Messenger RNA from Lachancea mirantina, 1512 nucleotides. The record is from the annotation of a GenBank genome assembly. Lineage: Eukaryota; Fungi; Ascomycota; Saccharomycetes; Saccharomycetales; Saccharomycetaceae.
AUGUCUGCCAAUAAUUCUGGCAACGACUCGUCUAUUCCUGUUUCUGCAGGGUCUGGACAGGGCCAUUCAAACGCUUCAGGCGCACAGGACCCAAUUCAACAGCUAGCGAUUCAGCUGUAUCAAUAUACGAGUCAGGCCCGCAGAGUGGGUGAAGACACGCCACAGGGGCAGGAACUUUUGAAAAGAGCCGCCAAAAUCAAGGCUGUUUACGAUGCAUACAACGGCCAGAAACAGCAGGUGGCACAGAACAUGGCGCAAACCAGAGUUGCCGGCGUAGGACAGGCUGGUUCUCCCAAUAUGCCUAUGCAGGGAAGAGCCGCUAGCGCGACGAACAAUAUCACCAAUAAUAUACAGGCUUUACUGACCCCAGAACAAAGCGAAGCCCACAAGAGACUUAUUCAAAGCUUCAACGAAAACGGGGAGAAAAUCAAGAGCGAGUAUGCGUAUCUGAAGAGGAACAUUGAGUUGCUCAAUGCCGAGAUCAAGAAGAAACAACACGACCCGUUAGCAGUAAAACAGAUCGAAACAAACAAAGCAGAACUAACCAGCAGGAUUGGAGAGUUCAACGCCUCUUUUCAAGCAUUGAAUCAAAAGCUCAGAGAGGACAGAAAGAAAUUUUACAUCGAGUGCGCUGCGAGUAAUCCCAAUCUGAAAAGGUAUCUCCAAGCGACGACUCAACAGCAAAGAGCAAACACCAGCUCAUCGGCCACGGCGUCCCCAGCGGUAGCAGCUACAGGGCCUACGAGUGCCGUGCCGGCGGCAGACCAGUCUUCUCAAAAUAGAUCGCAAAACAAUGGAACUCCUCUUCAGUCGGUCGCAAACAGUAGGUCCCCAAGCCAUGUCACACCUGUCAAUGCUGCUGCUCACAUAGCAAGCAAUGCGAACAAUGGUGGGCGGCAGACGGUUUUCAAACAACCAAAUCCAUCGGUAGCGAUCUCAGAAACGAUUACUCAGCGUAUGCCUUCUUCGGUUGCCUAUCGUUCCAAUCGACCCACCGUAACGGGCGGCAGUGCCAUGAAUGCUGCAAGUUUGAACACCCCGGUAAUGACAAAGCUACCUCCGUAUGAGGUAGACAGCGAAAGGGUAAUGUCGAAAAGAAAGUUAAGGGAACUCGUCAAAACGGUCGGCAUUGACGAGGGCGAUGGUGAGACAACCAUUGAUGGCGAUGUCGAGGAGUUGUUGUUGGAUCUAGCCGAUGACUUCAUAACUAAUGUGACAAGCUUUGCCUGCAGACUUGCUAAGCAUCGUAAGUCCGAUAAUUUGGAUGUAAGAGACAUCCAGUUGCAUCUAGAGAGAAAUUGGAAUAUCCGAAUACCGGGAUACGCUGCAGACGAGGUGCGCAGCAGCAGAAAGUGGAAUCCUGUUCCGUCAUAUAAUCAAAAACUUCAGAGCAUAAAUUCUGCGAAGGCAUCAAAGAGUGCCAACCCAGCACACGGUACCGCUGCGAAUCUUUCAUCAAGUUCCAACGCAGGUGAGCGUGGCGGGCCAGGAUCAGGCCAAUCUCCCAAAUAA